CACACACACACACACACACACACACACACACACACGGGUUCUUAAGCAGGCUUUUCUUUCUAUCCUUAGCUCCCCCCCUCCUGUCUUCUCCUCUCUCCUCAUUUCUCCUCUCUCUCCAUCCGCACCCUCCCUCCUCUGUGUGCCCGAUUACCGACUGCCAUUUUACCCAGAGAGCCGUGGAACCAGGGGCUCCUCUGUACAUCUCGGUGUAUGACUUAAACCGCAGAGAUAGCUGGCACACACACACACACACAUUCACACACAUAGUACUAGCACCUGGUCUGGCUCGACCGGUCGGUUGAGCUGACAUCAACAGAUUCCUUCCAGCUUUUCAAAUCUUUUUGGACCAUGUUUCCUGAAAAAGUGAGUAGUGUUCCUGAUAGUGUUGGUACAUUUUUGUAAAUAUGGUACUUUAAAAAUGGUUGUUACGUGUGUGACUAGUGGAAGAAAUUUUUCUCAACUACUUAUAGGACAAUUUGAAGAAUCUCAGAUUGGUAAAAAGUGGUAAAAUGGUUUUCUAGAUACAAACAUGGGUCUGUGGUCACAAUGUAGUAACAAUAACUUAGUAGUAAAAUAAUCUAUGUUGAUAUUAUGUGCUAAAAAAGCAUUUGUAGAUUAUAAUAUGGUGGUAAAGGAGCCUCUACAGCUAUACUGUUAUUACUUAUUGUUGCCUUUUGAUUGUCUUGUUUUCAUCUUUAAAAGUGUCUCUUGUUCCCAUUAUGCUUAAAGGGCUGGUGCGUGUAAAUGGAAAAACUAUCAGAAAUUGCAGAUAGUCUCUUAAAUCUUAAGAAGUACGAAGAAGAAGACCGUAUCUUGGGCUAAUAAUACUGUAAUUGAAUGUGACUAUCCUUGGGUUGUACCUGUAGGUUAAGGUGUAUGCUCUAACCUCACAUGAUGUAGGAUUAAGUUGCCUAUUUAGGCCACAGCAGGGAGAAUAAUUUAAAGCUGAGUUCUUAACCUGUGCAGCUCUUUCUACAGGUCAGGACAGCAUGAAUCCCACAGUAAAUUAAUCCGAAAUUUAAAGUACAGGCCUUAUGCUUAGUACAUUUUUAGACUCCGUCAUCACUGUUGUGCUUGGAAACAAAUCCUCAAGCAGCCUCGUCACCCAGUUCAAACAGGCAAAAAGUAAGCUAGUAAAAAAACAGCUUCAGAAGCUGUUUGUUUGUGCUGUGUCACCUUGAAGACUAAUGAUUUGCUGCUAUGGCUAAUGUAAAAUCAUUUUAAAAAAAUAAUUAUUAUUGUCACAUGUAGUUAAACAGUUGGAUUUCCCUCAAAAACAAAAGAAUGUGGUGAUUUUUAUGGUUGUAAGGUUGUUAAUAGGGACAGAGCUGAAGAGGGAUUAAGGAGGAGAGCAUCACGUUGAGUGUCCACAGCUAAGAGCAGUGAUUUGGCCUGCAGUCUGGCCUUAUGGGACUCAAGAAAAAGCCUGCUUAGCUCACGGAUGACACUGACUGUUUUUCACAGGCUUUUGAAAGUCAUCACAGCUCACAGUCAUGAUUAAUAUUAUUAUCAUUCUAUUUAAUAUAGGAGGCAAGUAGUAACUCUGGGCUGAUCACUGUCCUGUACUGAUUCAGGCUACACCUGUUAAUAUUGCACUCAUUUUAUUGUUGGUCAUAUCAUGGAUAAAUUAUUUUUGCUUUUAGUUAUACAGAGCUUACUUUUUUGUCUGUAUAAUUCAAAUUCUGUCAGCAUGUGAGUGAUUAUACCAUUGCCCAGGUGUCCAUAGAUCUAUGCAACACAUAAAAAACAAGCAGAAUAGUAUAAUAUUGCUAGGGAUUACUUCAUUGAUCAGUAAUUUGUAAGGUUAUAAAACAAAAUAAACUAUAUAACACUGUAUAUUAUGCAAGCUGGUUUAUGUUGGCUCUCCAGAAGCAGGACAGAAACUUUUUACAUCCGUUCCAAAUAGGAUUUCUACAUGUGUGCUAGGCUGCUCCACUAAAUAUAGCAGGCUGUGGGAAGCUCUGUCCUCUACAUCUACAUAGAUGUGCAUGUAGCUGUAUGCAUUCAGUAUUGUCAGUUUACAUUAUGUGACUAUUUUCUGUUGAAAAGUUAUUGCUCAUCCAUUGGUCUAAUGUCCAAAAAUUGACCAAAGCAGAAAUCUUCUGUUUCAGCCAUACUGUGAUAGAUAUCUUAUGAUGUGUAUUAUUUAGAAAUGAAAGAUGCUUAUGCAGAACAUUUUAGGAGAAUGAGAAUCAUGGGGAACCUUUAGGCAUUUUUUUGCCUUGUUGGUCAUUCCCAUAAUAGUGGAUGGUGAUCAACACUUAGAUUUGUUAGGAAACAAACCAUUUACCUGGCAGCCUACAGGUUUGAUUUGAGAAUGACUUUGUACAAAGUGUUUUCCCCAGUUGUAGCCAAAUGACAUAUGUAACACCCUGAUAUCAAGUAGUCCUGUUAGUGGAUGUCCUGUCCUGAAUCCUUAGUCAAACACCCUGAUUAGGAGUUGACACCCUGUGAGUGUGAUUAGAUAUAGAAGGACCAAAGGCAAUGUAAUGCAUUAAAAAGGUCCUUUGACAACUUUUGCUUUUGUUAUCGUAGCUCAUGCUUAGUAUGUUUUAAAAAAUCAAUUGUAAUAGUGGCAAUUCUGCAAGAGAACUGCAAUCAAUCAAAUUGCUCUUUAGGUCUGUGUUUUCCCACAUGUAAAGUUCUCAGCGAGGCUGUGAUGUAAUAAAAUUUGCAGUCUUAAAGUGAUUUAUUUUCCAUUUUUAAUCUGCUUUACUGUUUGACAACUUCUUUAGAUUCAGUAUUGCGUUUGUGUGUAUCCUUCAGGUGUGUGUGAGAGCGCAGCAUGCAUUCGGUCCAGACAGGCAUGUGGGACCCUCGUCCCUCAUCUAAACAUGCCUCGCCCCUCUCCCAGCCGCCCCCCACCCAUUCCCGCCUCACCCAUGUAACCAGAGCCACCCCGGCAAAGCGGAUCACCUUCUACAAAAGCGGUGACAGUCAGUUUGGGGGCGUAAGGAUGGCCAUCCACAAGCGUAGCUUCAAAUGUUUCGACACCCUGCUGGAUGACCUUUCGCAAAAGGUGCCACUGCCAUUUGGUGUGCGGACUGUAACUACUCCCCGUGGCAUCCACGCCAUCAAACACCUGGAGCAGCUCCAGGAUGGUGGCUGUUACCUCUGCUCUGACCGGCGCCACACUAAGCCAAUCAACAUGGAGCUGGCUAGCAAACGCCCGAGUAUCUGGUACAACCACAGCCGGAGACCCCAGCGUCCUGAGGCCUCGUCCACAACUCCACCCGGCCAUUUGCCUUACAGGCAGCGACGGAUCCUUCUGGUGAAGAACAGCGAGCCGGGGAUGAGGAGGAGUGUAGUGUUGAGCAGGAGGUCGACCAGGAGUCUGAGGGCCUUUCUUGAUGAGGUAUCUGAGGUGAUGCAGUUUCAUGUCCGCAAGCUCUACACUCCAGAGGGACGCAGGAUUGACAGCGUGCAAAGCCUGAUGACUUGUCCUGCUAUUUUGGUGUGUGUUGGCCGGGAAGCCUUCAGUCCACUGCUAGUAAACUUCAUCAGGAAGAGCUCAGAUGAAAAACUGCCUGGGUUGGGCAGCAGGUCACCUGGUCUUGGCCCCAGAACCCCUGGAAAUGGGGCCCGAUCCCCUGCUACUCAAGGAGCAAGAUCCCCACCUCAUGGAGCUCAGUCAAGGGCCAGCGAAUACAGUGAAGGGCAUGAGAGCAAGAAAAAUGUUAACUUUGGUCUGGAAACCAAAAAGAGCAUCAUCCACCCUCGUUCUGAUUCCUCAAACCGCUCCACCCGUUUCUCUUUGUCUUCAGAGAAGUCAUACGGCAAUGGUGUCAGUGCAUACUCCCAGGGCAGACCAGCUAUUAUGAACGAUGACAUUGAAAAGCGUGUCCUGGUCAAUAAAGAUGGCAGCCUCUCAGUAGAGAUGAGGGUGCGUUUUCGCCUCCACAAUGAAGAGACCUUACAGUGGUCCACCCAGAUUAAAAAAUCCCCAUCUCUGACCAAUGACUGUUGCCCUCUGAGCCAGGCGCACCCCCAUUACUUGCAGCAGGGCCAAUCAGAAAGCUGCUCUGACCCUGAUUCCACAGCCUUCGACACAGAGGGUGUGGAGUAUUCCAGCCAACCUCUGCAGCAUGCAUUGGAAGGGAGUCGCUGCCCUUGCUGCUAUCCGAGUCAGGAACAGCAGUACGACUUGUGGGAAAACCCUGUACACAGCCACAAACAGCGUCCUGUCCCACCCCCGCAUAAAUCCAGCCACACCCACACUAUGAUGAGACAUACACACUCCUCUAGCUCUUCUUCAUCAUGUAACUCAAGGAGAGUGGUGCGCUGCCGAGCACAACUCUCCAACUGUGGAGGAGGUUCUGGUUCAGAGCAGAGCCAACUGGUCCAGGAGGAGAUGUGCGUGACAGAGCAGGUUGAGCGCAGAGUAGAGGUGGAGCAGGAUGGAGACACCCAUGUAGAGGUUUGCAGGGUGAGCCGGUGCUGCAGUCGCAGUGAAGUGGUCGCCAUUGAUAGCAACCUACGACCACUUAGCAGGAGGUCAGCUGAGGAUGAGCUAAUGAUAGAGGAAAUGGAUCGUCCCCUGUCUGGGGUCAGCAGCUCCUCACACGUCCUGCAAUCACUGAAAGAAGACCAGGAUGAUGAGGAUGAUGACCUGCCACCCAGCGCCUCACAGUGCGGUCACAGCAAUGAAUCAUCACCAUCCCCAAACUCCCAGACAGGCAAUGACAAGCCAACAAGCAACAUUUCAGCCAGUUCCGUCCACUCUACCAAAUACAAGAAGCACAAAGAUGCUGAAGAGAGAGGAAGCAGAACAGUAUCAGCAGCCUCUUCCUGUCACUGUGGAGCUGCCACCCCACACUCAACAACUGGAGCAGAUGAGACGGAUCGAGCUUCCAGCUCCAAGUCCAAAAUAAGUAGGGCCUCUUGCAGGUCCACCACAACCAGGGUCCCAAACUCAGAAGAGGAGGGGGCAGCAGAUGAUGAGGAUGAAGAGGUAAAUAGGGUUGUUAGUGGCUUGUCUGGUCACACAGGACUUUCAGCAGGCUCUCGGCAAUCAGGAUCAUCCAGUGUAUGUCAUAAUUGUGGGGGCUGCAAACAUGGGGUCAACUCCAGUUCCAGUAGUAGAGCUUCACAGAGGUCCCAUCACUCCCUCCGAGCCUCUCCAAACCCCGCCUCACCUCUCUCUAACCAAGAGAAUGCCAAUGAUGGCAGUGAGGAUGAUGGCUCAGAUGUGUCAGCUGUGUCAACGCAAUCCAACAAAACCAACCUCACCAACCAUGGGCGCUUCUCUGUAACAUCAAAUAUUCUAGAGGGCAGAGCAUCUAGUGCCAUGUCCAGAACAUCCAAUCCGGAGCAAGCAGGAAUAGAGGAAGACAGGGCUCCUAGUGCCGCCUCAGCCACAAGUCACAGGUCCAGCAGAUCACAGAAGUCUUGCUGUAAUGGUGCCACUGAUGCCACAACUGAAAAAGAGGAGAGAAGCCCCAGCGCCAUGUCGGCUCAGUCCAACCUGUCUGCCAAGUCCAGCAAGUCUCACAAGUCCAACAGCACUGGUAUAGCUGAAACUCCUGACAUCAGAACAAGAGAGGAAGCAGAGGGAGAGAACACUGUAGAGAGAGCAGUUAGCUCCUUGUCAGCCAAAUCUGACAUUUCUGCAAAGACCAGAGCUUCAGUUAAGACUCACAAGUCCAACUGCCCAUCAAGUAUAAUGAUUGCCUCUCCAGCUGACAAUACAGCUUUGGAAGAGAAUGACACAAACAAAAGAGCUCCCAGUAGCCUUUCUGUUAAGUCUAAUGCUUCUGCCAAGCCUGGCAAGAAAGAAAGACCUGAAAGUGUCCUGUCUGCUAAAUCAACUAAAUCAAAUGUGUCAGCAAAGUCCAGCACAUCUCACAGGACCACUUGCAGUCAUUGUGUGAGAGAAGUAUCUCCAGGUGCUAAAGAAGCUGAUGAGCCAAUUAAAGAUACAACAGGAACGGAAGGAGAAACAGAGAUGGAGGAGAGAGCAGCGAGUGCCCUGUCAGCCAAGUCCAAUCUGUCUGCCAAGUCUAAUAAAUCCUGUAAAUCCACCAAAGCUUCGCAAAGGUCACUUUCACCAAGGUCAGAGGCUGGAAGAGAUGAAGAAGAAAGGGCAGCGAGUCAAAUGUCUGCCAGAUCAGUUAAAUCCAACAUGUCUGUCAAGUCUAACUGUAAUGGCAAUGAAAAGGUAGCAGAGGAGGCUGAAGAAAAAGAAAAUGAGUGUGUGGAAGAGGAAAGAGAAGAGGAGGAGGAAAGACCAGAAAGUGUAACAUCUGCUAAAUCAGAAAAUGAAGAGAGGGCAGCCAGUGCAAUGUCCUCUAAAUCUAAAAAAUCUAACUGUAAUGGCAGCACAGGAGAAAAUCCUGAAACAGGAGACAGUACAGGAGAUUGUGAAAAGGAUGAGAUUAGGGCUGCCAGUGCUUUGUCUGGUAAAUCAGCUUCAUCUGCAAAGUCUCACCACACAAAUUGUGACACAAGUUCAAGAGUAGCGUCUCCGGCUAAAGAUACAGCUGAAACAGAGGAGGGCGGCAUGGUGGACAGAAGCCCCAGUGCUAUGUCUGGAAAAUCAAACAUCUCUGCCAAGUCCGCCAAGUCCCGAAGGUCAAACCACACCCCAGCAUCUCCAAAUCCAAUUGAAGCUGCUGUUCCUUCUGUGGAAACAAACGGAGAGGAGAAGCAAAAUGGAGAUCAAGAGCGGGUGGCUAGUGCCAUGUCUGUAAAGUCAAAAAUUUCAGUGAAAUCCUGUACUUCUAACAAGUCAAAUUCUAGCAAGCAUCUUAAAUCAGUGUCACCAAGUCCAAAUGUUGUCACCAUUAAAACACCAGAAGGGGUUGAUGAGGAAGGAAAUGUGACAACAGAGAGAGCACCUAGCGCUGCAUCAGCUAAAUCAGGAAAAUCUAAAGUUUCAUGUACUUCACGUAAGUCCAAUCAUAAUGGAACAGCUGAUAUUGCUGUUAUUGAAACAGCUGAUACAGAAGAAAAGCAAGAGGAAGACAAUGCACCAAAAAGUAAAUCAUCUGAACACUCUAAUGGCCAAACGCUCUCACCCAGGAGGACACGUUCACCACGAACACACUCACCCAAAGCUUCAGCUGCAUCCCCCAGCAGUCCUCCAUCCCCUGUACAGCAGUUAUUACCUGGCCCUGGUGUUGGAGAGAAAAGAGGACCCAGUGCCUUGUCAGUUCACUCCACAACCUCUGCUAAGUCUGGCAAGUCCAAAUGUCACUGUAGAGCAGCUUCGGCACUUGAAAAGGCAAAGAAAGAAAAGGAGGCGGAGGUCAAGGAAGUGGAGAAAAAGGAAGAGGAUGAGAAGCUGAAAAACGAAGAUGACAAUGAGCCUUCAGAUCGAGCAGCCAGCGUCCUGUCUUCCUCCUCCAAAAGACAGAGGAGAGAAUCAGGAGGCAGUGAGCAUGCACUGAGUCGAAACUCAUCAGGGUCAGUCUCUCUUGGGUUGCCAGAGGACCAAGAAACAGGUGACUCAGAUAGCGGCAAGUCCAGUGUUUCAUUUCACAUUAUCACUGAGAGUAAGGGCAGAGUGAAGACGGCAACUCCUGAUGUCCGCAAAAGCACAGAAGAGUCUGCUAAGGAAGACGUAGAGAGAACAGAGUCCGCUAUGUCUCAAAAGUCCAACAUUAAUGGCAGUGAAAGCACUUUGUCUGACAAUCCUCAAGCAGUCAAUAUACCUACUAUUGAAAUGCCUGGAGGAGGUAACAAUGAAGGCGAAGAAGUUGGAGAGCAAAAAACAGAAAGAGCAGCCAGUGAACUCUCAGUUAAAAGCAGCAGGUCUCACAAGUCUUCUCAUAACUGUAGCGUCAAAUCAGCAGCUCGAUUGGCUACUAAUGAAACUAAAGAGCAACAUGCUAGUGCCAGCCCAACCAAAGCAGGAAAUGAACUUGAAACAGGCAGUGUGAAGUCUGCUUCAACAACAAAAGCUAACAAUAUGGACACCCUUAACAAUAGGACCCCAUCUGUAAUGUCAUCAGCAAGUGCUAAAGUUAGGAGCAAAUCCCCUGCAAGUGCCAGUGCUAAAAAUGCCAAUGUUGCAAAAACAUCUGCUGGAGAUUCAACAAAUAAUGAUGCUGAAAACAAGGCCUUCAGUAGACCAGCCAGUAAAGCCAAAGGGAAAGAAGAUAUCACAGACAACGAGGCAGCCAGUGUCCGCUCCAAGAGUCCCUGUUGCCUCAGGCCUGAGUCUGCAGCUUCGGCUAACUCAGGGUCAAAAAUGAAAGCCUCAAAGGAGAGUAAACCAGAGGAUCCAGUCAUAUCAGACCAUUUUAAUACAGUCAAAGGCGACAGUGGCAGUGUCACAUCUGUCAAGACAUCCAAGAAACAAGAAACACCAAACAAACCCUCAACGACCUAUCCCUCACACAGCUCCAGACCAUCUAGCAAAGUGGAGACAUGUAGUGAAAGCACUCUGUCUCGCUCUCUGUCCGCUGCUGACUUACUGAAGGAAACCAUGGCGGCUGUACGUCCACACAGCCGACAGUCGAAAGCCAGCAAAACCACCGACAAGCCAAGGAGUGAGAAAAGCAGCAGGUGUCAGAGAAACAAGAACCAGAAGGAUCAGGAGGAGCUAGAAAUGACACCUGCCUGUCUACCCAACGCUUCCCCUAAUGAGGUCAUUAGCGAUUGGCUGCGGAGCCUUCCUGCUAACAGCAACAUGUUUGCACUUGAGGAUGGGUUGAACGAGGAAGAGCAGGAGAGGGAGGAGGAGGUGGAGGAGAUACCUGGAGAGGAGGUAGCAAAGGGGGAGGAUUGUCCUGUAGCUGAGGAAGCAGACAAGGAGGAGGAAGUUGAGGCUGAAGAGAAAGAGGAGAAAGAGGAAGAAGUUGAAUGUGAUGCAGCGGAGGAGAAGAGCCCAGAUCCAGCUCCAGGUGUUGCAGCAGGGACCUCAUCUCACCCCACCACUCUCUUGUUGAGUUCUGAGUCUCUGCCAAGGAACUGGCAUUCUUCAGUUGCAGUGAUGAAAGUUCUUCUGAGCUCUUCUCUGGGUCGAUCUCGGAGCAUGCCCGAGGUGUCUCCAGUUUAUGGUCGCAGACUGAGCACCUCAGCCAGGGGGCUCUUGGACUGUUUGGCCCAGCUCCAGCUCAUUGAGCCUGCAGUGAGCCCUGGGUCUGGUCAACAAAAGGACCGCAAACAGCAGUAUGACGACAUUAUGGCCAUCCUUCAGUCCCUCUGGCUCACAGAACCAAAGGACAUUGAGGCCAAGGACUGCAGCAGAGACCAGGUGACUCCACCGAGGUCCUCAUCCGGGGUGGGUAUGAGCAGUGGCUCUGCUGGAUCAGGGAAGGAGAAUGGAAAUCAAGGAGGAGAUGAAAUACCCCCAAAGGAGACAGAAUCUUUACAUGAGGAUGAGGAAGAAGAGAAGGUUGUAGAGGAGGAGGAGAAGGAGGAAGGAAAUGAAGAGCCAGAAUACAAGGAAAUUGAGGCUGAAGCCAUUUCAGAUCCAGAAGACACAAAAACAGACAUAGCAGAGGAACCGUUGCAGAGUGAUGAGCAGAGUACAGUCCCUCCAAGUCUUGACAGCCCAAAAGCCACUGACAACCCUUCAUCAUCGGACAAGAGCUCUGUUAACGACAGCUCCAAAUCCCCCACUGAUAACGAGCGAGAGAUGCUGGAGGACUCCAGCUCAGGCACGCCUCCAACUGUCCUGCGAGCACCCUUGUCCAAAAGACUAUCCCAAGACCCUGAUCCAGUUUGGGUUCUGCAUCUUCUGAAGAAGCUGGAGAAACAAUUCAUGAACCACUACAUUAAUGCCAUGGCGGAGUUCAAAGUUCGUUGGGACCUGGACGACAAUAUCAUCCUGGACACAAUGAUCUCCGAGCUGAGAGAGGAGGUGAGCCGGCGCAUCCAGAGCAGCAUCGAAAGGGAAAUGAGGAAGAUUCAGAGUCGAGCCGGCAGAGGGGGGAGGUCGAGCCGGCCACCACAGCUAGGGAACCUCUCCAGGGAGUCCACCAUGACAGAUAAGAGGCGUCAAUUGUUGAAGGUCAUGAAGAACCAGUCAGUGAAAACUGCUGAAUCCCUCAGCGAUGGUGAGAUAACAGGUGACUUCAGCGACCAGCGAAGCGAGGACGAGUACUGCCCCUGUGAUGCUUGUGUACGCAAGAAAAUGGCCGCCCGACCACUCAAAGCAAACCUGAUGGGAUCUGAAGCACCAGUAAUGAUGGAGUUUGACCUCCUUAAGAUACUUCAGCUGAAGAAAAGCCCGUCACCUGCACCUGCAGUGCCGCCACUACCUGCGGACGAGGAAUAUGACAGCAUGGCAGAUGAGGAGGGGAGAAAUUUAGAGGUACUGCAGGAGGAAGAAGAGGAGGAUGAAACUAAAGAGGAUAUCAGAGCUGAAGUUGUUUUAGAGGAGACUAUCCCAGAGGAGGAUGAGGAAGAUAUAGAAGAAGAUGAAGGAGAGGAAGUAGGAGAGGAUGGAGAUGAGGAGGAAGAAUGCCAGUGCCACUCUGCCAGAGAUGAAGAGGUGAGCAGAGAAACAGCAGAGGGAGAGGAGGGUGAGGAAACUAGUGACAAUGCAGAAGAUGAAGGAGAGACAGGAGAAGAUGGGGAGCAGGAGGAGAGUGACAGGGAGACGGUAAAAGAGGUAACAGCAGGUGAUGGAGAGGAGGAGGAGGAAGAGGCACAGGUGGAAGAGUGUGAAGUGUCAGAAUUUAAGCCUGAGGAGGAAGAAGAAGGAUCGUCAGGCAAGGAAAAAAGCGGAGAAGAAGAGGAAUCAGGGGAGAUAGAGGAUGAAAACACCGCAAAUGAAGAAUCAACGCCGGUGGAGGAGCUUGUGGAGGGGAACAUCAAUGCAGAGGCAGAGGAUGAUAUUGAAGGGGAUGAUGGCACCGGAGAGGGCGAGUCAAAUGAAGAUGAAGAGGGUAAGGGGGUGACUCCGGAUGUCUGUGUGACCGAGGGGGAGGAGGCCGAUGCCGAAGACUCAAACACAGACGGCAAACGUCCAAGUGACACCAGUCCGGACGAAUCAGGACAUGAGGGGGCUGAAGCCACAGGAGAUGAGGAGGAGAAAGAGGGUGGAGGUAAUGGUGAUGAGGAGGAGGUUGUGGAAGAUGUUGUCGAGGAAUUUAAGCCCGAGGAAGAGGAGGGAGAAGAGAUCAGAAACACAUGGGAGGAUGGCGCUCUCCUCCAUCAGUUCACCAGGACCUCAGUGGAGUCCCAGCCCGGCUCCUUGGAGGACAUUGACAUGGAUUCACUCGAGAAACGUGUUAAGUCCAUAGAAGUGCCCAAAAAGAAUGCCGGUGGAUCCACUGGUGGUGCGGGCCAGAGGAGGAGCCGGUCUCCGGCCAGGGUCAAACGGCGCAAACCAAAAGAGAGCGACGUUGAACUGGAUGACUUAGACAUUUAACUCACAUUGAAACACCUCAGUGUGCUUGGAGAGACUAGGCGUGGUCUGAAAUCACAGAUUUAUGAAGAAUAUCAAAGACUCCAAUAAACCCUUUCUCUAUCAGUGACCACACGGGUAGAAUUAUGUAGGUUUAAACAACCAAAAACAAAGACUCAAACACUUGAAGCACUUUAUCACUCUGGUGUAGAAGGACAGCAGAAACGUCAUGAUUGUAGAAACUUGAAACUUGAAACCACCAUGUUAUCCUAUUUAAUUAUAUGAAUUAUAUUUAUUAUGGUUAUUUGUAUAUUUUUGAAGUUAAUUGUAUGUAUGAGGGGAUAUGUCUAUCUCUGGACUAUAUGUGUAUGAAUGCUGUAUAUUUUUGAAACAAAAAAAAAAGAUUUUUGACACCUAUGGGUAUAUUAUGUGAACUCAGUUUUGUGUUCAGUGGACCACAGGUUUAUUGAUUUAUUGAAUCAUAUAGCCAUACAUCUACAAUGUACCUCCAAGGGAUGUUAGAUGUUAAAUGACAAUUAAUUAGUGUUUCACAAAACCAGCGUACUGAUACUUGGUUUGUGUUUUAGUUCAGUUCUUGUCUAUUUAUUUGCAUUUGUCUCAAUAAGUUGAAGAUGCUGGAUUCUCAGGGGUUUGGACAACCAGGUUGCUUUUGAAAGGUCACCUCUGAGCUAUAACUUACCUACCUACUUAUAUCUGUAGUCUAUAAAGAAGACUUCUGUUUAAAACUACUCAAACUCAGUAAUGUAAUCUGAUUACCUUAAACAAAUAGUUGGACAUUUUGAGAAUUUGCAGAGAGUUAGAUGAGAAGAUUGAUUACUACUCUCAUGUCUGUACACGAAAUGUGUAGCUGAAUCCACUAUACAGCUAGCUUAGCGUACCACAAACAAGGCACAAACAGCUAGCUUGGUUCUGUCCAAAGGUAAGAAAAAAACAUCUGGCUGCACCUCUAAAGCUGACUAACUGGUUAUAUCUCAUUUGUUUAAACUGUACAAAAAACAAAGUGUAAAAACAACAAAUUGUGGGG
Thunnus maccoyii (southern bluefin tuna) is the source of this 12344-nucleotide messenger RNA. It is a transcript of the gene rp1l1a, whose product is annotated as rp1 like 1a. Lineage: Eukaryota; Metazoa; Chordata; Actinopteri; Scombriformes; Scombridae. Gene Ontology annotation, biological process: axoneme assembly; photoreceptor cell development; retina development in camera-type eye. The transcript has 7 exons. Gene Ontology annotation, cellular component: axoneme. The coding region runs from base 2786 to 11323 and encodes 2845 amino acids. The record is from RefSeq and is a predicted model, not a curated record.